AUGGCACAAGGAAAGGAAAUGGGACUACACUACGAAAAGGCUAGAGCCCGAAAAUCCUGGCCUACAACUCUAGUAGCUUACGGUGAGCUUAUGAGGAUACACCGACCAUUGGGGUUCUAUCUCAACACCUCUCCAUACCUCGUUGGUAUCGCUUUCGCCGCCUGCUUCGCACCCUCAACCACCCCAAAUAGUGUCUUCGCCAAAAGCACCAUCGUGCUAAUCAUAUGGUCGUUCUGCCUCCGCUGUGCAGGAUGUGCCUGGAACGACCUUGUCGAUGCGGAUCUCGACGGUCAAAUCUCGCGGACAAAAACGCGACCGAUUCCCCGGGGCGCGGUCUCCAAAUUGAACGCUGGCUUUUUGACAAUCGUUCUAUUCUCGUGUGGCGGAUACGCGGUGUCCUUUUUGCCCCGUAAUUGCCUACUCGACGGCCUCAUUAUCACAUUUUUUGCACUGCUCUAUCCCUUUGGCAAGCGGUUCACUGAUUUUCCGCAACUCACUCUGGCGAAUAUCGGUUGGGCUGUCCCAAUGGCGAUGCACAGUCUUGAGGUGGAUCCUCUCCUUCGGCUAGGGCCUACUGUUUGCAUGUACUUGUUUAUCGCGACGGUCAUUAUCAUGAUUGAUGUGAUUUACGCGAGGCAGGAUACCGAGGAGGAUAUCAAAGUUGGCGUUAAGAAUAUGGCGGUGCGAUUCAAGGACAGCAUUCAAACUGUCGCGUAUUCUCUCCUUUACGCAUCUACCGCAUUCCUUGCAACUGCAGGUGCCUUGACUGGGCUUGGAUGGUCUUUCUUCAUCGUGUCUGUUGGUGGUCACUUUGCUGGAUUUUCCCUUCUUUUGCAGGCAACCCGGGUUGGAAAAUCGUCCAAGGUAGAGGAUUAUUCCAAGUCCGCCUUUUUUCUUGCAACCGUCUGCUGGGUUUUUGGAUUUGUUGUUGAAUAUAGUCUACGUGACUGA
This is a messenger RNA of Penicillium expansum, 951 nucleotides long. Its product is annotated as 4-hydroxybenzoate octaprenyltransferase. Gene Ontology annotation, biological process: ubiquinone biosynthetic process. Gene Ontology annotation, molecular function: 4-hydroxybenzoate polyprenyltransferase activity. The record is from RefSeq and is a predicted model, not a curated record. Gene Ontology annotation, cellular component: mitochondrial inner membrane. Lineage: Eukaryota; Fungi; Ascomycota; Eurotiomycetes; Eurotiales; Aspergillaceae. The transcript has a single exon. The coding region runs from base 1 to 951 and encodes 316 amino acids.